AUGGGGUAUAUUGACAGUAUUCCUACACCCAAACCAAGCAUGGGGUAUAUCAACAGUAUUCCUACACCCAAACCAAAAAUGGCAUCUAUGGACAGUACUCUUACACCCAAUCCAAGCAUGGGGUAUAGCAACAGUAUUCCUACACCCAAACCAAGCAUGGGGUAUAUUGACAGUAUUCCUACACCCAAACCAAAAAUGGCAUCUAUUGACAGUACUCCUACACCCAAUCCAAGCAUCUGGUAUAUCGACAAUAUUCCUACACCCAAACCAAGAAUGGGGUUUAUCGACAGUAUUCCUACACCCAAACCAAGCAUAGGGUAUAUCGACAGUAUUCCAACACCCAAACCAAGCAUGGGGUAUAUUGACAGUAUUCCUACACCCAAACCAAGAAUGGGGUUUAUCGACAGUAUUCCUACACCCAAACCAAGCACAGGGUAUAGCAACAGUAUUCCUACACCCAAACCAAGAAUGGGAUAUAUCGACAGUACUCCUACACACAAACAAAGCAUGGGGUAUAUCAACAGUAUUCCUACACCCAAACCAAAAAUGGCAUCUAUUGACAGUAUUCCUACACCCAAUCCAAGCAUGGGGUAUAUCGACAGUAUUCCUACACCCAAACCAAGAAUGGGUUUAUCGACAGUAUUCCUACACCAAAACCAAACAUAG
Messenger RNA from Pelobates cultripes (western spadefoot toad), 666 nucleotides. NCBI's taxonomy places the organism in Eukaryota, Metazoa, Chordata, Amphibia, Anura, Pelobatidae. The record is from the annotation of a GenBank genome assembly.